Molecule: messenger RNA, 6593 nt
Organism: Mycena citricolor
Lineage: Eukaryota; Fungi; Basidiomycota; Agaricomycetes; Agaricales; Mycenaceae
Source: the annotation of a GenBank genome assembly
UCUCUCUCUCUCAACCGUUGCCAUCGGGCAACAUCGUCACCCCCUUCACCCCAGUACAGCCAUGGCUGACGGAACUCAGCAGCAGCAAUCCUCCUCUUCGCGGCUCGACCUCCGCGUGGGCAACAAGUACCGGAUGGGCAAGAAGAUCGGGGCAGGCUCCUUCGGUGACAUCUACAUGGGCGCGAACGUCAUCUCCGGCGAGGAGGUAGCCAUCAAGCUCGAGCCGGCCGCCGCGAAGCAUCCGCAGCUGCAGUACGAGGUGAAGGUGUACAAGGCCCUCGCGGGGGGAGCCGGGAUCCCCUUUGUGCGGUACUACGGGACGGAGGGCGACUACAACGCGAUGGUGAUGGACCUGCUCGGCCCGUCGCUCGAGGAUCUGUUCAACUUCUGCGGGCGCAAGUUCACGCUCAAGACGGUGUUGCUGUUGGCGGACCAGAUGAUAUCGCGCGUCGAGUACGUGCACUCGCGCAACUUCCUGCACCGCGAUAUCAAGCCCGACAACUUCGUCAUGGGCCUCGGCCGGCGUGGGAACCAGGUGCACCUGAUUGAUUUCGGGUUGGCGAAGAAGUUCCGCGAUCCGCGGUCGCACCUGCACAUCCCGUACCGGGAGAACAAGUCGCUCACCGGAACCGCGCGGUACGCGUCCAUCAACACGCACCUCGGUGUCGAACAGGCGAGGAGGGACGACCUGGAAGGGCUGCUUUACGUGCUGAUCUACUUCCUGCACGGCGAGCUUCCGUGGCAGGGCAUCAAAGCCGCAACGAAGAAGAACAAGUACGAGAAGAUCAUGGAGAAGAAGAUGACGACGACUGCCGAGCUCCUGUGCAAGCGGCUGCCGAAGGAGUUUGUCGUGCUGAUGAGCUAUGUGCGGGCGCUCCGAUUCGACGAGACACCCGACUACGCGUACAUGAAGAAGGUGUUCCGGGACCUGUUUGUGCGCGAGGAGAUGAAGUGGGACUACGUGUUUGAUUGGAGCGUGCAGCGGCCCGAGAAGGAAGCGAAGGACAAGGAUAAGCGGACAGCCGAUGAUCGAGCUCGGAGACACCUGAACGAUUCUCUCCUGCCUGCCGACACUCAGAGACGACACCGUGCGACCACGAGAAAUACCCAGCGCACGGGCGAGGGUUGGUGAUCGGGCGACAAGCCACGGUUUUUCUUUUUCUGGUUGCAUGCCUCCCGUCCGUUUAUUCGUUGAUCUCGGCUCCACCAUCCCCGAGUCAAUCAACUCGCCUCCCGAGGCGCCGGGUCGAGUCUCCACGGCGUUGAGCCGACCCACGCCAGAUCCAGAUCCGCACUCGCGUUAUUGGCGAGCGUACAUUACAUAUGAUACUCAUACAUAGAUCCCCUGCCCCUCCCCAUCCUUCCGGCAUCCAUCCAUCCAUCCAUCCAGCUUCCUCUCCUUCCAGCUACUAAUCACAUGGAGACAUCAUUCGUGGUGUCGAUCUUGUUGUACUUGUUCUAGCCAGUGACAUAAUGGUACCCCGUGCGUUCGCACGUGUUUUGUGCUCCUUUGCAUGUCGAGUUUGCUUCUCGAGCAUCUAUUUACGCCGGAUUGGGUGGUGUAUGUGUUGCAACGAACAGAAUGUGCAGGUGGCUCGGUGCCGCCACCGAACACCAGGCACGCAUCCCAUCCGUCUGGAAUUUCUCGUCAAGUCCGGGGAAGUCACCGACUGGCAACUGUUGGCGACUGCUCAUGACAGACUGGGGAACCCUUGUCAAGGUGCUGGAUGGUCCGACCGUAGAUGUUAAGUCGAGCAUGACUGACACAUCUGGAUGGAACUGGAGAACCUGUUGUUACCAGCACAGUCUCCGGCAGCCAGCCGAACUCUAACGAGGAGCCCCAGGAUGCGUCGAGAAAUUCUGGGCUGAGGGUCGAGACCGGGUUGUUCAGGUCUGCACCCGUCUAAACAAAGAUGAGUCUGCUGUGCGAAACGGGAAUAAUGAGAUCGCCAUGAAGGUCCAGCCUUAAACUACAUUGGAAAAGACGCGGUUAAAUCUUAGAAACAAGACUCAACCGGCAAGUCGAGUCGGAGAUGAGGACCGCCAAAGCUUCAACCGCUCACACGUGAUGAAUUAUGGUCGGAACAAUGAUGUGAUCGGAUCAGAAAUCUAGAUCAGCAAUCACCACGGCCUUAUCGCUUCGACUCUGCCCUCAGUCAUUCUGCGCCAACAAACGCAGAGCUCCUUCGUCCUCUGAGUCAUUCACGGGGAAAUUCUCACAUGUGCUUUUGAAGGGUCAAGAUCGGUGGCGCGCCACGUGUUGAUAUCGAUGGCCAGGCGAAUCCUCGUUGAUAAAUGCUGGCCGCCAGCCAUUAUCAACGAGGCGCUCCUUCUGUGGCGGAGGUUGGCCGAUGGGGGAGUUCGGGUGUGCAUGCACGAGGUGCUUGGGGGGUCAGCUCCCCCCCACCGAUCUCUCGCUAAUCGACAGGCUACGUCCGACUUGUUUCGCAGUGCAUGUUACACCGGUGUUUCGUGCUACACCGCAUCAUUCUCAUUGCUUCAGCCCACGCUCCGAAUACCUCGAGGUGCGAGGGAGUGACCGGGGACGGGGCCGAAGCGGUUUGUGAGAGCUGGACAGCCUAAAGCAACACGGACGGACAGUGCACGCCGCAAAGCCUGGCCCCGCUCCGACUCACUCAUCGGGUGUAGAUGGAAAUACUCGGAACGAUCGUUUCAAGGAAUCCACGGGACGCAAUCAAUCGGCUGCUCCCAUCGACUGGCGACGACGCACUCUGACUCUCCGAAUCGCCGGCCAGUCAGGCUUGCAGGACCGAUGCUGUGCAGAUGAGCCAACGCGUGCCGGCGCUUCUGGUUGCGCGCGUCCUGUCAUGCUAGCCCUCACUGUCUGCUUGUCGCAUCUAAAUCCCGAGUCGUCGAUAUUGCGCAGGAGCGAUCAGUGUGGAAGAUCAGGUCAGCCUGUCCCUGACUCCUCUGCAUGCGCCCGGUCAGUCCCAGUGCGCCCCUGAUUAUUACGCACGUCUUGGGUUGUGGGCACCUAAUAAGGCUGGGAUGCACAGGUAUUCGGCCCGGAGCGUCGUUCCGAUCGAGUAGUCUAUGUAGUCGGCUGCGCUAUUGUUGGCAGGCCUGAUUGAACGCCGUCGGGCGAUCCAAUUGAGUUGGCAGCGCACUACAGCUAUGUUACGGUACAAAACGGUACAUAAGUGACUUACUCAUGGAGAAGAAAAUACCGCAAAACACGCGUCGUGUGCCAAUUGCCACCGGGCGCAGCCGCAGCUUAUUCAGCUCCUAUGUAACUGAUUCCGAUACUUGCUCAGUCGCCGCCGAGAGGCAAGGGGACGAUCUGCGUGAAACAGCGCCGGCUCGGACCCUGCAGGAAGAGACCCCAGGCUGUGUGAAUUUCUGUCGCGUCGACCGGCAAGUUCGCUCCGAGAGCCGGUCUCUGGUGUCGCCGUGUCAAUCUGGCGAGAUGUUCACAUAUCAGUCGACUCCCGCCUUUUCCAUCUCCCCGUCCUAGCCUUGGCGGCGUGGAAUAAUUUGUCCGUUGGGUUGUCGAGGGCUCGUCCGGCCCCUGAAGCUGCGGUAAUUGCAAUGAAAGUUCUGGUCCUCCUGAGACUCACGCGGGAGUAAUCAAGGCACCGCGCGACCUCGCAGACGCCCGGCCCCCCCGUACAUUGAAAAAAUGGCACGACAGGACUGUGGUCCUGAUCUGUCCUGAUCGUGUCUUGUGUGUCAUUUCGGGUGGGUAAAUACGGCAAUCAGAGACAGAACAUCACGCAUGUGAAUAUCAAAUGACAAAACGAGUGCGGGGUCCCAUGGGGUCCGGAGCUAUCCACUCGCUUCCUGAUGCAAAGGUAAAUUACUUACAGCAUGCUGCUGGCUGGUGGGCCUUUCUACAAGUUCGUUCGAGGAAGGGAGGCGAGGCGCUGGUAAAGCGAGUCUCCAUCGUUUCAGUCAGUCAGUCACACGCAGAGGAGGGCGAUCGCGCGAGACUGUAAAUUCUGGUGGAGCCGCGAUGUUCGCGCGUGCCCCUGUGUGUGCCUGCAACUUCUGCGUUCGCAAGGAGAUACCUUUUACCUUGCCCACCGUUGCCGUUGAUUGCCCACCUCGUGAUGCCAGGCCAAGUCUGCACGGACGGCCUGUCACUCGCUCGGGCGCCUAACAUUUUCUGACUGGUGAGAGGAGAAUAAUGAAAAAAAAACUGCGAUCGCUGGAGGAGCUGGGACGAAAACGCCGGUCGUGCACGGGGUUUCGCAACUGGCGAUAUGCACAUUGCACAGCCAGGCACAGCUGUCGGAGCGGAACUUCUGGUCUCGCCCACGGUCGUUCGGCUUUUCGGGCAUCGAGGAACAAGCAGAUGCAUUUUGAUCUUGCCGGGAGACCCGACCGGAGCCCUCUGUGGCGCGCGCAAGAUCCGCUGCCGAGCUAGCUCAGGCCUAUGUCUGAAGGAACGGCCUAUUGCCCCGCAUCCGAUCCGAACCAAUUCGACGGGGGUAUCCGCCAGCGGAUGACUAUGGGCGGCGCGGGCCUAGCUCCCCCCCUCCCCCAGCAACGAAAGGUUGGAAGUGCGCUAGAUUCUGACCGGAUAUCGAUCAAACAAAAUGUGAUGCGUGAUGAUCUGGGAAUUUUGGCCAUCUGCUGACCUCCUGUCAUCCCCAUUUGGUGCGGGGUCAAUUCAAAUCUUCUGAAACCACCAUGCGAAUCAAAGGGGUCCCCAUGGGGUCCCACGUCCUGUCAGAAAACCUUUCCUUCGUAUAAAGGCCGCGACUGAAUGGCUGGGUGGCCCGUCGUCGAGUCCCACUCUCCGUCUGCGCUGCUGCCUCUGCUCAACAGUCUUGCGCUACUACCCAACUCAACGCACACGAAAUGGCUGGUGGACCCUCAGGUGGAACUGAAGGAGGGAUUGCGAAUGCAUCCCUCGGAUGGGCGAUCAUCAUGAGCGCCUUCGCCGCGUUCGGCGGUAUCCUCUUCGGAUACGACACUGGCACAAUCGGAGGUGUCAUUGCCAUGCAAGACUGGCUGAAUGUCUUUGGUACGCUCGACACCACGGGCCAGCUGGGCAAGGACACCCACGGUCGGUACAUCACCACGGCUGACAAGAGUCUCGUCGUCUCCAUUCUGUCUGCUGGUACCUUUUUUGGCGCUCUCUUGGCAUUCCCGAUGGGUGACCGCGUCGGUCGCAAGAACGGUCUCAUCGCCUCUGUCAUCAUCUUCUCGCUCGGCGUUGGUCUGCAGCUGGACACCCGCUGGGCUACUUUCGUCGUCGGCCGUGUCAUUGCUGGUCUCGGUGUCGGACUCGUCUCCUGCUUGGUGCCGAUGUACCAGUCCGAGUGCUCGCCCAAGAGCAUCCGUGGUCUGAUCGUCGGAUGCUACCAGCUGGCCAUCACCAUCGGCGCGCUCCUCGCCGCCAUCGUCCUCAACUCGACCAAGAACCGCGCGGACCACUCCGCAUGGCGCACGCCCAUCGCUGUCCAAUUCGCCUGGGCCUUCAUCCUCGGCGGCGGCAUGGCCCUGCUGCCCGAGUCCCCGCGUUACCUCGUCCACAAGGACCGCAUCCCCGCCGCCCGCGCCGCGCUUGCCCGCCUCACGAACACCUCCCCGGACUCCCCUGCCGUCGAUGCUGAGCUGGCAGAGAUCAGUGCGGCGCUGCAGGAGGAGCGCUCCCGCGGCAGUGGCUCGUACAUGGACUGCUUCCGCAACAACGAGAUGAAGAACGGUCUCCGCACCUGGACUGGUAUCAUGCUCCAGGGAUGGCAGCAGCUGACCGGUAUCAACUUCAUCUUCUACUACGGCACGACGUUCUUCCAGAGCGCCGGCAUCGGCAACCCGUUCAUCAUCACGAUCAUCACCGACGUCGUCAACACCGUCAUGACCAUCAUCGGCAUCCAGCUCAUCGACCGCGUCGGCCGUCGCCGGCUGCUCCUGAUCGGCGCCGCGGGUAUGAUGUUCUGCGAGUACAUCGUCGCGAUCGUCGGUGUCACCGCUGGGCAGACCAACGCGACCGGCGGCGCGGUCAACAUCGCCGCACAGCGCGUUCUGAUCGCUUUCGUGUGCUUCUACAUCGCGUUCUUCGCCACCUCCUGGGGCCCCGUCGCGUGGGUGAUCACGGGCGAGAUCUUCCCGCUCAACAUCCGUGCGAAGGGCAUGUCGCUGUCCGUCGCGUCGAACUGGCUCUGGAACUUCGCGAUCGGAUACGCCACGCCCUACCUCGUCGACACGUCCACCAAGGGCCAGCCGAACGGCGUCGCCACCGCCGCGCUGCACGUCAAGGUGUUCUUCAUCUGGGGCUCGACGUGUCUCGGGUGUCUCAUCUUCACGUACUUCUUCAUCCCCGAGACGAAGGAGCUCUCGCUCGAGCAGAUCGACCUGUUGUACAAGGAGUCUUCCGUGCGCAACUCGAACAAGUACCGCCAGCAGAUCCUCGCCUCCGACAAGACCUUUGCCCACGACAAGGCCUCGUCGUCGCACGACGACCACUCCGCGGAGGUCAAGGUCUAAGCAGUGCAAUAAUCCCCACGUUUUUUUCUUGGUUUUACGAUACAUUAAUGACCUUUAUUCGCGAUGGGAUAACUAAGUCGUCUAGUUGUACUUUUAGCCGCUUCAUACCAGCGCUCCCAAAAAAACAAGCAUUUUCA